GCCAGCCAAUCAAGGGGCAGGGAAAAAGCCUCGCACGGCGCCCAAUGGGGACACGGCUCUCGCGCCCUCCAGUCACGGUGCCGUCUCUUCUCCCUUCCCGCUUCCCUAUUGGCAGGCGAGUGGCCAAUGAGCGCGGCGGGAGGCAGCGGGAAGUUUCGACUUGAGACGGAUCGAACGGGCUGCGGCGCGGGCUGACUGAGGGGGACUCGGCUGGCUGGGAACGAGACCCCCCCCCCUCGUCCCGCGCGAGUUACAUCUGCUUUGAGUCAAUAUGGGACCCAAGAAGCAAGCUGUUGGGAAGAAGCUCUCCCAGAAGGAAAAAUCAGGCAGCGAUGGAAAUAUCCAGAAAUAUUUAACGCCCAAUGAGAAGAAUAAGGAAAACUCUCCCUUGAAAAACCCACCUCCCAAAAGGAAGAGAUCUGUGAACAGUACACCUCCUCUGGGUGACACCAGUAAGAGACAGACAAGAGAGAGCCUCUUAAUCAGUAAGAAAUCCACUGAAGAGGAGCAAGAAUUCACUGUCAACUUGGGCGAUGGUGGCAAGGAUCAUGUGGUGAUAGGCAAAACCCAUGACAGCAUCUACAAAGCCCUGAUGGCGCAAGCAGACAUCCAUGCUCGGUUGGACAAAGAGAAGGGCAAAGAGAUACACCUACUGGGGAAAAAAGGGAUUGAGGGGUAUGUUAACUUAGGGAUGCCUCUCCAGUACGUUCCUGAGAAUUCCCACUUUGAAAUGAAAUUUUACAAAGUGAAUAGGAAUCCAAAAGGAGUGGUGGGAUACCGUCAGUUUGAGAGCAAGGGAAAGAAAUGCGUAAUAUUUUACGUCUCUUCUUUUGGCAAUAGAUUGGAGAACAAUGCUCGAUACAGAAUUCUUUGGUGCCGGCAGCUUGUUAAAGACCUGAGCAAGUUGUGUGUCUUUGCUCCAGAAGGGGAGACCAUCAAGGAUGCCUUAUGCAAAGAUGGCCGGUUUCAUUCUUGCCUGGAGGAAAAAGAGUGGAAGUUGGUGGAGAACGGAAAGUGCAGAACUAGCAAUCACUGUGUUGAUAAUCUAGCUAACAAGUCAUUUGAGGUGGUGGUUAAAACCAAGCAACCUUUCAAGGCCAGGGAUUGUUCAAGGAAUGACCAAUCCUGCAUGGCCUCCGAGGAGGGGCAGGGGAAGACUUACCAUUACUUUAAACCUAUUCUCCUGGACCUGUAUCCUGACUUGAAGAAACAAAGUACAGUCAUUGACGAGCUCUUUGCAAAAGCCUUUGCAAAAGCCUUGGAGGAAGGGAAAUCGAAGCGUGCUGUGUUCAAACUGUACAGGGAGAACUUUGGGAAGGAGACUAAGAACUCCAUUCUUAUUAAGGUGCACAAACGCCUUGGUGUUCUCAGUGACUCUGUGGGGUUUAUAGAGUGGGCCAACAAUGGAAAUAAUGGCUCUGCCACUUGUUUUGUCUUGCAUGAUAAGUACGUACUCACCUGUCAUCAUGUGGUAGGGCAUAUUGUUGGUGAAGGAGUGGAGGAGAAGGACUGGGCGUCGAUAAUCAGUCACUCUGCCCGUGUGACUUUCUCUUAUGAAGAUAAAUACCCAAAGGAAAACAGCUGGUUUUCGCUAGCUCCUUGGUUUGAAAUAUCUGACAAGGAUCUUGAUUUUGCUGUCCUGAAACUGGAAGGGGAUAGAAGCUCAUUACCAGCAGGCCUAGUGCGAUUUUCUCACCCAUUGCCAUUUAAUGGUCUAAUCUAUAUAAUUGGCCACCCGGAUGGACAAGCGAAAUCUGCAGAUGGCUGUACUGUGGUCCCUGUAUUUGAGCGGAAACGGGAGUGCCAUUGUCGUGUCCAGCGUGGUCAGAAGGUGUGCAACAGUGUCAGAUGCGGCUCAGAGGACAGGCAGUGCAUUCACAUGUUCACCCAAAGAAGUUUCCAGGAGGUGAUCAACAAUCCCAAUGUAGUCACCUAUGACACCAGCUUCUUCUUCGGGUCUUCUGGCUCACCGGUGUUCAAUGCAGAUGGCCAGCUGGUGGCCAUGCACACCGCUGGUUAUAAAUAUGAAAAGAAUAAGCAGCUGCACAGCAUUGUUGAGUUUGGCUUUUCCAUGGUGGCCAUCCUUGCAGCAAUUAAAAAGAAGUAUAAAGCCUGGUAUGAGUUUGAGCUCCUCUCCCUUGGGGAAGAUGCUAGGUCUUGUCCUGGUGAGCAUGAGAAUUUCACCAGUGCUUACACCAAUGACAUAGAAAUGGAAAACUUGGAAUAAAAUCUCCAACUUUUAGAGCCUCCCGAACGCACCCUUCAUGUUGAUCUCCAUGCUUUGAAGUCUCCAUUAUUCCUGACAUGAACUUUCUUAGUUGGUAAGAAAUCAUUAACCUGCAAUCUAGUUAUAACCCUCUCUGCUUUCAUUAUUCUUAUUGAAAUGCCUAGUGACAAACCUUGAAAUAACUUUUUAUUUUUAAUGAAAGGUGGUUAGUGUGAUGGGGUCAGUACCUUGAGUGUGGGAUUCUUUCAUAAGAAAUGCAUAAUCUUUGGACUUUGAAAGGCUGAGCUAGAGGAAGGAGUGGUUUUACAAAUAUCAACCAUUCUUAAAAUAUAAUGAUUAUAAAUAUAAAUAUAAAGACAAAUUAUAUAAAUAUGUAAUACAUACAAAUAUUCUAUACUAUUUUUUAAAAAUACAAAAGCUACUUUAAUGCCACCUUAAAUUAGCACUGUUUGAAAACGGUCAAAGGAUUCCACAGCAUUAACUUGUCCCUCUGCCCCUUGUGCAAGAUGUGUAUUUUGUUAUGCAUUGAACAGAUAAAAAUUACAUUAAAUAGUGGCCACAGAGGGCCUGCUUUUUUUGCCGUUAAUGGGAAUGGAGCUCUGAAGAAAAAAAUACUGCAUAUAUGCAGUAUGGCAGAGGUAACACUAUUGUAGAAGCCUUCGUUUUUUGCCUUGUCUGACUGAUUUUUAACUUCAUUAAUGUGGCCUUUUGUAUUUAAUUUCCCUUUUUCUCUUUAAAAAGGGGGGCUGGGUGGAAGUGAGAGAAACACUUCUACUGAAACCCUUGGGAGGAGUUGUAAGUUCUGCACAGUUGCCACUAUUAAUUGCACUCUGCUUGAAAUAUGCAAGUGAUCUGGUAUCCUUGAAAUGUGCAGAAAGCCAGAAGAUCUGGGUUCAAUUCCCAGCAAUGUCAUUUACUUCCAAAGUGGCCUUGGGUACGUCACUUAAUCUCUCUAUGGGUAUGUCUACAUUACAAAAUUAGGUCGAUUUUAUAGAAGCCAAUGUUUAGAAAUCAAUUUCAUACAGUUGAUUACAUAUGUCCCCACUAAGCCCAUGAAGUCGGCAGAGUGCUUCCUCACUACUGUGGCUAGCAUCAGCUUAUGGAGCAGUGCACUGUGGGUAGCUAUCCCACAGUUCCUGCA
This is a messenger RNA of Gopherus evgoodei (Goodes thornscrub tortoise), 3368 nucleotides long. RefSeq names its product protein FAM111A-like. The record is from RefSeq and is a predicted model, not a curated record. NCBI's taxonomy places the organism in Eukaryota, Metazoa, Chordata, Testudines, Testudinidae. The transcript is spliced from 3 exons. The coding region runs from base 272 to 2227 and encodes 651 amino acids.